Dothidotthia symphoricarpi CBS 119687 is the source of this 858-nucleotide messenger RNA. RefSeq lists its product as uncharacterized. NCBI's taxonomy places the organism in Eukaryota, Fungi, Ascomycota, Dothideomycetes, Pleosporales, Dothidotthiaceae. The transcript is spliced from 2 exons. The record is from RefSeq and is a predicted model, not a curated record. Bases 75 to 602 code for a protein of 175 amino acids.
CGAACCUACUACGCAACAGGCACAACAUCCUGACUCUAGAAAGAAGAAGUCUUGUGACUGUUGUUAAAAGUAAUAUGACUUCCGAACCUCCCUGGGCACUUUUCGUGCUCGACGAAAAUAUCGACACCGAGUACCUCAACCGAAGUCUACAACUCGCCCAUGAAUGGGACAAUGCAUCAUGGGACUUGUGGGUCGCGACCGACUCAUAUGAAGACAUGCCUAAGGUGCCAGGCGAAAGAGGACCUCUACCAGAAGCCACAAAGCCACCACUUGAAGACUCGUUCAAAUCACCGUGGAUUGGCAAGACUGUUGAGGAUUGUGCCAAAUGGUUGCAGAAUGCACCAAAUAACAGCGCUGUACUAAGAGAUUAUUUUACUGCAAUGGAUCGGUAUUCUAAGCAGGAUGAUACUGUCCUUACAUGUCGUGUUUGGGUUGAAAAUGACGAGGUUAAGGUUGACUAUUACCCAUUGCCAACUGCACAUAUACAGAUGUACAUGUGGACCAACCGUUGCACGAGAUUCGACGAGGCAGGAUAUCAUUAUCAAUCCCGAGUGAAGCGGGAUGGAAAGCCGGAUCGAAGUCAAGGAGGACCAUUUGAGUAGGAACAAUUAAAUGUUUUUCUACUCUUCUGUCUAAUGUCUAUGUAUACUAGAAUUGAGGUAUAUUCGCAGAAUUUGGGUUAGGGUUAUGUAAGAUCUCUUCGAUAAUUAACUUUUUUAUUCGGUUAUUGUCGCAACACCACAGUGCUCCCGAGCGCCCGCCAAGGGAUCCCGGAGCUCGGAGUAACUGUUUUGCCGCUCUCUACAUAGUAUAUAUAGUUGCUCUACGAUCAAUUCUUCGUAGAGCAGUGAUCCAAAC